This is a messenger RNA of Engraulis encrasicolus (European anchovy), 7460 nucleotides long. Its product is annotated as voltage-gated purine nucleotide uniporter SLC17A9-like. NCBI's taxonomy places the organism in Eukaryota, Metazoa, Chordata, Actinopteri, Clupeiformes, Engraulidae. Gene Ontology annotation, biological process: transmembrane transport. The record is from RefSeq and is a predicted model, not a curated record. Gene Ontology annotation, cellular component: membrane. The transcript has 13 exons. Gene Ontology annotation, molecular function: transmembrane transporter activity. Bases 1078 to 2475 code for a protein of 465 amino acids.
UAAAUGAUAAAAGCCUGGUACUUGAUCCCUCUCAGAUUUUCCAAAUUAUUGCGUUCUGGAAAUUGGCAAAACAUUCCUAUAAAAAGAAAUAGAUUGAAUACUAGAUUCAUACUUUUACUUUUGCACUCCUGUGAGUAAUUUUGGCACAGGAUCCUGAACACACAACGCACUGUCAAAUAUUCUGUUGUGCCUAUUGUUUCACACAAUGGGGACAAAGGCUUGAUGUGAAAUACGAGGCACGUGAAACAACAACAAACCCCACCAUUCCAUAGUAUGCAGCACCAGCAAGCGCGAGGAGCAGGGAUGAUGACAACACGAGGCUUCAGCAGCAGCACCACCACCAGCCCCAGUAUCCCAGUGCAACGUAUUGUGUACAGCGGAGGAUGUUGGUAGGCACUGGCGUGCGACCCGAAACGAAACCUUUAUCGAAGACCACCAGACGACGAAUGACACCGGAUAUCCGAUUCAACUCAGAAAGAGAUGUCAAACUGCUUCGUUUCAGCGCGGUGUUUUUUUAUUUCAUCAAGUCAGUUCUACAGCUGCUAGCAACUGACGGAAAUUCGCUGUAUCACCUUGUGAUGGACAUCACUUUCGCAUUUGUUUUGUAAGAAUUUCUUUAAACGGGCUUGUCACCAUGAAGGACAGACUAACCAAACAGAAAAUGAUUGUAUCGUGGAGCCCCGCGAGUAUGGUUUAUUCUUUGAGAAAAUUGUGUUGUUUUGAAAAGGGGCUGAGUCACGUUACUUCCUGAUUAACCUACCGUUGGCAGGAGGAACUGCGUGGCGAGAAAAAAAAAACUGACACGUGGAUUUACCAUCACUUCACUAGAAGGAAACAGAGAAAAGAGGAGGCACUUUCGCCGUGUCCGCUGUAACUUAUACGCCAGGCGUUUUGUGUUGAUUUGCUAUGUGAAACACUGUUGUUGAAACUCAAACUGUUUGGGAAGGGAUGCCACGGAGUCAACUAGGAGGAAUCAAAUCCUUCUUUUCCCCUCUCGAAAACUAGCAACCCGUCCUUUACCUGCGCUGAACCCAGUCUAGCCGAGUUGGGGUCGCAAACAGGAGUAUUUGUCAUUGAAUGGCAAUUCUACAAAAACAUGGGAAGAACUCAAGUCCAGACUUGGCAAGCCUUAAAGAAAACCCUGCCGAUAAUUUUGGGGCAGCAGGAUGUCAGAAGAAGUGGGCAGAGUCAAGUUCACAUUGGCCGAGGCCGGUAGCACGGGUAUGGACGGUGGUGCUGCUGCUGGGCACGUGCCUGCUCUACUGCGCCCGCGUCGCCAUGCCGAUCUGUGCCGUCACCAUGGCGGAGAAGUUCCAGUGGACCAAGCGGGAGUCGGGCAUGGUGCUGGGCAGCUUCUUCUGGGGCUACUGCUUCACACAGGUCAUCGGCGGAUACAUGAGCGACCGGGUGGGUGGUGAGAAGGUGAUGCUGUUGUCUGCGGCUGCGUGGGGGGCCAUGACGGCCUUCACCCCCAUACUGGCCCACUUCUGCUCCCAGCCCAUCGUCUCCAUGACGCUGGCACGCUUCCUCAUGGGCCUGCUGCAAGGAGUACACUACCCCUCCUUGGCCAGCCUGUGUUCCCAGAAGGUGGUGGACAGCGAGAGGGGUUUCCUUAUGAGCACCGUCGGCAGCGGAUCAUACCUCGGGACGCUGGUGAUUGGUGGCGCUGGUUCCCUCAUGUUGGACCUGUAUGGCUGGGAGAGCGUGUUCUACGUGGCCGGCCUUCUCUCGGUGCUGUGGGCCUACUGUAUGUGGAAAUACCUACUCAAAGGAGAGGGUCCCAUCAUCACUCUGGAGUCUUUGGGCAGCAGAGGUACUCAGGCCAAACUGACCCGCAGGAACUGGUUACGCCUUUUCAAACAGCCUUCAGUCUGUGCGGUCAUCGUCACACACCUCUGCACUGCGAGCACUUUCUUCACCCUGCUGUCCUGGCUGCCCACCUUCUUCAAGGACACCUUUCCGGAUGCCAAGGGCUGGGUGUUUAAUGUGAUCCCCUGGUUCGUGGCCAUCCCCUCCUCACUCUUCAGCGGCUGCCUCUCAGACCACCUCAUUAGCCAAGGAUUUGACACUGCCUCAGUCAGGAAACUGAUGCAGUUCUUCUCCAUGGGUGUGUCGAGUGUGUUCACGCUGUUCCUGUGCGGCACCACCACGUUCCCCACUGCAGUGGCCUUCGUAUCCGCCACCAUGGGCCUCACCACCUUCAGCCAUAGUGGGGUUUCUGUGAACGUUCAAGAUCUGGCCCCGUCCUGUGCUGGAGCUCUCUUUGGCGUGAUGAAUACCUGUGGUGCAUUUUCAGGUGUGAUCAUGGUGUAUCUGUCAGGCUACCUGAUCGAGGCGACGGGCUCGUGGUCAUCGGUGUUCCUCCUCAUCACCGUGGUGAACAUCCUGGGACUCUCCAUAUUCCUGGCCUUCGCCGAGGCACGACGCGUCGACAUUGAGGGCGCCAAGGGACGCUACCACAACAUGAACAUCUGACACCCCGAGACCAGACCAGGCAAGACGACAUGGGGAUGAUGAGUCCGCACACUUAAAAUCCUUUUUUUUCUCUUUGAUUUUUUUAUUCCAUGGCAGGAUUACAUGUCGACCAUUGUUUUCAGAUUCUCUGACAAAGACAAUGGUCGAAACGUAAUUCUGCCAAAAGAAAGAAAAAAGAAUUGAAGGGUGCGGACUCCUCGCUCGCUCCAAAUACUUAGUCAGCAGCCUUUGUCCUGCACCUUUUUCUGGGAUGUGCACAGUCUUCACCCUAAACAAGAUGUGAUGCCAUGACAUCCACAUGGGAGUCCAAAGACCACACAGGGACCCCACGACAACAACAUCUACAUCUAACCUGGGGAGUCUGGGGAUAGGUAGGUAGGGAGCCUGCUACCACGAAAUCCACACAGGCAGGUUUGGUCUCUUCGGUAGGUGAAGGGACCAAAGUCAGCUGGUGGGGGCCACCCUCCCAAGACCACCCUCCACCACCCAGAUCCCAGAUGGACCUCGAUGCUACCCCAACAUUCCCAUCGGACGGACCCUUGUAGAUUGAGGACCCCCAGGUCCCCCUUAACCUCCACAUUCUGUGAGUAGAAUAGGGUCCCUAGAUGAGACCUAAAACCUCCACACUGUCAGUAGUGGUGUCAUCAACCCUGACCCCUAUGGCAAUCGUGGGGCUUGGAUUCAAACAAGGCCCUGAGGUCAAAGGUCAUCCGAAGGUCACAGAGGUCAUUUAUAGCUCUAGAUGACACCGUAGCAUUGCGGGGACUUACCAAAUAGUUGCUGUGGUAAUGGUUCACAUCACACACACACACACACACACACACACACACACACACACACACACACACACACACACACACACACACACACACACAAACACACAAACACAAACACAAACACAAACACACACACACACACACACACGCAUACAGAUGUGUCUGAUAUCCAGUUUACAUAUGCAAGCUCAUAAGUGAGUCCUGGAUGAUACAGGAUCCACUGAUGGCACUUCCUACAGCUCAAUCAUCCCAAUGCAUACAAUCACUUGCUCUUUUGCUGCGUCAUUUGCUUACAAUUCAUUUUUGUUUGUUUGUUUGAUUUUCCUUGUUUACCAAUGGGCCAAUUUCAGGAGCAAUCAAUUAAUCAGAACACACCUGAAAUGUCCCUUUAUUAUAAAUGUUCUUUUGCAGCGAGACCAACAGCCUGAAUCAUGCCAAAAUGUUGAUGUUACGAUUAUAUCAGAAAAUCAUCUCAUUAUUAGAAUAUAAUACCAUCUUGUGAUGUGAUUAAUUUGAAUAUGAUUGCAAUUGUAUUAUAUUCAAAAAUACCUCAAUAAUGUUAUACCAUUUUCCACUGUUCCCAUAUAAUUCCAGAAUGGUUUGAAUGCAGUAUAAAAGUUCUCCUCAUGAAAAGCAGUUACUGUCUACGUCCACACUAUAUGUUAACAGGAGGUAUGGGACGUGAUUGUUUACAGAGAGCUGCUUGGAGGUAGUGCGGAAAAAGUCUUACUAUCGUUGGAUUUUGAGAGUGGAGGAGAGCUGAUUGAUGUUGUACAGGCCAUAUCGGCUGAGGUGGAGCACUCUUUGUCCUCGAAGGAAGAUCAGGUUUCUACUUCUCGUACAGAAAUUUGUUAAGUGUUAUGCAGGCCUUGAGGUCUUGGUACUAGCCUCGGAGCUGAAGUUAUCAGAUGACUUGUGCUUGAAAGAAAUGGCAUAGCCUUGGACCUGGAGUUGCCUUUGUCACAGUUGUGCUUCACAAAGAUUUGUCAGAGAGAUUUGACUCUAGCUGAACUUAACUGGCCCGAAAGGAAUUGUCUUGAGUCUUGUUUUUUUUUCUUAUCUUUUUUUCUUUUCCUGUUUUUCAUAGCCAGGUUCUGAACGCACAUGAGCACCGAUGCCUUCCGUCGGCAAUCUCGGUCACAGGUCGGACAUCUCAUCAAAUGAUCUUUGACCUUUGUCAAGUAGACAUGUCGCCUUGUCAAAUAAUGGCCUUCUCUAGUGCUGUGAAAUUAGGGUGGGGGGUGGUGCCGGCUAGGUAUGGGAGGAGAGGACAGGACAGAGAAGGGCUGUGGAAGUGAUAUGGAUGCAGUGAUCUGGGGCCUUCCUGGUUGCUUAGCUGCAUAUGGAGUGCCAGGAUUACCUAGUUGGCUUUGCAUACUGUAUGCAUCUAGAAUUGAGACGAGUUCUCAAUCCUCAGGACUGUAUCGUGCAGUGCAGAGACUGUGGAGAGGAGGGGAAUGGUGGUUGUUGUCAUAGUUUGUUACCAGGGCGAUUGGUGUGUAGCCAUCUUUGCUUUGCAACCCAUCCCAUAUACUGUGCCAGUGCCCGUGCCCUGAACUUUUCCUCACGUCCCCUUUUUUACGUCCCCGUUCUCAUCACGGUUUGCCCAGAAAAGCCAAGUAUUUUUCGCUUCGCAUUGCGAAACAACUUUCCGGUUUAUGAGCGUUUAGAUCUGCGGCGUGAACACGCGGAGUGAUCUGUAGUACACGGGACAUUCCGUUUGUUUUGGGUUUUGAUCAGAUUUCUGUGUAUCCCAAGUUGGUAUAUUUAUUUCAGAAUUUAGUUGUAAAAACACAUAUUUAUUGCAACAUCCAAAGCAAUCAAUCGUAAGUUCCGUCAGAUCUGUUUUUCUCUUUUCCUUUUGUUCUGUUUCUCUCUUUUGAUGUUUUGUUUUUGUUUGCAUCUAAGGUGUCUUGUUUAAUAGUGUCCAGGGACCAGUGAACAUACUGUAUAUUGUUUUUGGUUCGUUUUCAUAUCAUUGCCUUCCUGCCCCCGAGUGGACUUUUCACACAGUGUGACUAUAACAUGAGUGUUAAUUAAUACACAUGGUGCAUUCCCAUUGCCAGCUGACACUGUUCUUUGCAGUGGCUGUGGUUUACAGGAACCGAGAAGGGUUCUAUUCUGUAUGAUCUUAAGGAAACUAAAGGAAGCGAAGCACAUGGGCUCUGCCUGAAACGUUCGUGGGCAAAUAAACAACGAAAAAAUUGAAGAAUGCUGUCCUUCGCCUCCUUCAAUUAAUUAUGUUUUAUCAGGGAUUCAGCACCCAGUUAAAACCUUAAUUAAUUAUUAGUCAGUAGUGUGAACAGGUCUUCUGUUAGGAAACAAAUCUCAAUAAUGUGAGGCGAUUUAAAAACCAAAAAGAAAUCUGAUGAGUGCUUCUUUAUACAUUUAUUUUUGAGAUUUGAGUUCAUUCAUUGACAAAGUUAAGCACCUAUUGUAGAGAAUUAGACUGGUAGGUGUUGGACGCGCCUCCUGGUCCUGCUCUUUAGGAAAGCCAUGAAGGGGGGCACAUGCAGGGUGACGCAUGGUUACUGACACAUGGAGAGAGGAAGACAGAUGUGAAGGGUUAUUAUUUGCUCUUCUCAGUUACGUAACUCAGCUUUUUUUUGCUUAACUCUUUAACUGGAUCAGACUUUUCUGACCGCACACACCGCUCAUGUCACAGGAGAUGAAAGAGGGGAGUGUGCGUGCGUGUGUGCGUGCGUACGUCCGUGAUUUCAUCUUGGGGUCUCUCUCCCACUGACUUUGGCUGUGAACUGAAAUCCAAGUGUACUGUUUCUCGGUUAAGUGGACUACAUCAAAGGCUUACAGAGAGCAGUGUUGUAGCUCUAUCUGUGUUCCAAAACUCAAGGCUGCAGCUGCUGCCAUUUACUAAAGGUUACUGUGCAUGAGAUAUGCUACAUGCAUUGUAAAUGAGUAGCAGAAGGCACCAGUGAACGGGCUUUUUCAGAACCUUGGAGGUGGUUUGUGUUACAAGUAUGGAUGUUUGAAUGGAAGACACAUACACACACACGUACAGCGAACCUGGAGUGCACAAUUCCACCGACACUAGAUGUCAUGGUUUUAUUGUUACUGUUAGUGUUUAUUUAUUUCCGUUAAUCAGUUUCACAUGGCCAAGUUGUUUAUGUAUUUAAACCAUCAGUGGAAGUGUAGUUAGUCACUUGUCUGAUGCUCUGAUAUCAAACCAGUCUCUUAGUAGUGUUUCGCACCCUUUCAUAAGCUCCUCUGGAGCGUAUGUGUUCUUCUGAAUCGGGCUGGCUUGCCACUCUGUCUGCUUGCAUCCCUGAAUUUGUUCUGUAGGUCAACUGAUGUAAAUGUCACUUGGGUCACUUUGAGCAUUAGCAGCAGAGAGACUGGAUAAUACUCCUCGAAUCUUUGUCAGCAGUGCUCUAUUUUCCAGUCUAUGUAUGAAUGAGGCAAUAGUGGAACCAGGACACUUUAAAAAACCCAACGAAGACAGUUGAAGGCUCAACGUUGGUGUGUCGACCGUCUGUUUCCCUUUUCCAGCCUAACUUUUUAGAAAAUCUAGCCCUCACGUACAAUAUCACAAGGUAGAUAAUGAUACAUUUCCAUUUACCCUCAUUUAGAUGUCUAUUUACAGCUAUUGGUAGUCCUGAAAAUUAGGGUGCUAUUUGAACUGUUGUAGACUUAAAGGAACGCCACAUAUACACCCCUCUGACCAACGUGGAAAUAAGAAAUACUCUUUGACGAACACUUUGUAUGAUUGUUUUCACUUUGUCCGUUUCUCAGACCAGACCACUUGGGGUCACCCUCUCUCUGUCUUUGCCAUAUGAGAUAUUUGUGUUACCGUUUUCUUUUGGAAUGACCAACCGAUACAGGUGUAAAUGUUUUUUUUUGUUCUGUUAUAUUUUUCUUUUGAUUUGAUUUGAAAUACAUGCCUUUCCACGUGUGUAUAUACAUGUGAGAUCUUCAGCCCAGUCUGAAGGCCUUAGGUGAGCACUGUAUUUAAGUCUUACACACACGGCCAUUAUGCAGAGCCAAGUUACUUCACGCUGUGUAAAAAGAAAAAAAAGUGCUUUUUAUUAUUUGAUUCUUUUUGUUUUGUUAAAUAAAAAAAGUUAUUGUGAAUGUUAUGCAUAGAGAUCUUCUAAAUAUGUAUAUAAAAUAAAUGCAGUAUUUCAUUGCUUUGGAGGGAAAAUAUGUAUUUGUAUACAUAUUUUGAAUUUUCAAUAAAAUCUAUAUAUUUUA